Messenger RNA from Salvia miltiorrhiza (redroot sage), 2063 nucleotides. Its product is annotated as serine/threonine-protein kinase D6PKL2-like. Gene Ontology annotation, biological process: protein phosphorylation. The coding region runs from base 437 to 1972 and encodes 511 amino acids. The transcript has 2 exons. Gene Ontology annotation, cellular component: cytoplasm; nucleus; plasma membrane. The record is from RefSeq and is a predicted model, not a curated record. Lineage: Eukaryota; Viridiplantae; Streptophyta; Magnoliopsida; Lamiales; Lamiaceae. Gene Ontology annotation, molecular function: ATP binding; protein serine/threonine kinase activity.
AGAAAAGACCCUUAACAAAAUCUUGCAAGUCUCUCUGUCUCUCUCCACUUGUUUUGUAUGUAUAUGUAAGCACAUGUUUGGAAGCCCUAUAUAAUUUGUCCCCAAGCUGUUCCACUCUCUCAUGGAACAAGGUAACACUGCAGAGAGAGAGAAGAGAGAGAGAGUUUAUGAGCCGAAAACCAAUCGAAAACAAACCCACCCACCAAAAUUCAUUGGGCUUCUCAAUUCUCACGACUCACAAAACCCACAUUUUCAAAUUUGAAUGCCCUCUUAAUAACUCUCUCACUCCCUCACUUGCCGCUCUCUCUCUCUCUCUUUGACUGCCUCGGCGUCUCCAAUUUCCCAAAAGCCUCAUUUGACCAUCACUCUCUCUCCCCUUUAUAACUUUCCCCCUCUCAGUCAUUUCAUCAAACAGUUUCCUCGCUGAUCUCCAAUCAUGACCACCUCCGCCCACGACCCCAUCUCCCUCAAGGUCAGGUUUCACGACCUCAGCAUCGACUCCAGCCCCAGCACUGACUUCUGCAGCUCCACCCCCACCGCCUCCGACGAGACCACCUCCACCGAAAUCAGCGACUCCUUCGUCGACAAGCAGAUAGACGUCAAGGAAUGCGCCGAGAGUGAGACCAGCUGCUGCAAUGGCGGCGACGCCAACGAGGCCAGUUUUAGGAGUCUCUGCCCCUCCAAGCCGCACAUGGCCAACGAUAGGAGGUGGGAUGCCAUACAAUGUGUGCAAUCCAAGGAUGGGGAGCUGGGAUUAGGGCAUUUCAAGCUGCUCAAGAAAUUGGGAUUUGGGGAUAUUGGGAGCGUUUAUCUCGCGGAGUUGAGAAGCAUGGGUUGCCUCUUUGCUAUGAAAGUGAUGGAUAAAGGGAUGCUGGUGAGUAGGAAGAAAGUGGUGAGGGCCCAAACUGAGAGAGAUAUUCUAGGUUUGUUGGAUCACCCUUUUCUUCCUACUCUGUAUUCGCAUUUUGAAACGGACAAGUUCUCGUGCUUGCUCAUGGAGUUUUGCAGCGGUGGCGACCUGCAUUUGCUCCGCCAGCGCCAGCCCGGGAAGCAUUUCACCGAGCAGGCUGCAAGGUUUUAUGCUUCGGAAGUACUGCUUGCGCUUGAGUAUCUUCAUAUGAUGGGAGUGGUGUAUAGGGACUUGAAACCCGAAAACGUUCUCGUUAGGGAAGAUGGGCACAUCAUGUUAUCCGAUUUUGAUCUAUCGUUGAGAUGCUAUGUGAAUCCAACUCUCCUCACGUCCGGUGAUGGUACAUCUUGUACAAUCUCCUCGUAUUGCAUCCAGCCGUCCUGCAUUGAUCCGGCCUGCAAACUGCCCGUUUGUGUCGAGCCUUCCUGUUUCCAGCCCUCGUGCUUCAAGCCUCGCCUCUUCACCUCAAAAGCAGUGAAAGCAAGAGGCGAGGGAACAAGGACAAGGACAAGGACAAGAACGCCUUUGGUGAGCUCGGAUUCUCUCCCCGUGCUGGUUGCAGAGCCAACUGCUGCCCGAUCCAUGUCUUUUGUUGGGACACACGAGUACCUAGCCCCAGAGAUUAUCAGAGGAGACGGCCAUGGCAGUGCUGUGGACUGGUGGACGUUUGGGAUCUUCUUGUACGAGCUUCUUCAUGGGAAGACGCCGUUCAAGGGCACUGGCAAUAGAGAGACGUUGUUCAAUGUUGUCGGGCAGCCCCUGAAGUUCCCGGAGGGCUCAGCGAUCAGCUUCGCUGCCAAGGAUCUGAUUCGAGGACUGCUUGCAAAGGACCCUCAGAAGAGAUUAGGAUUCAAAAGGGGAGCCACAGAGAUAAAGCAGCACCCUUUCUUUGAAAAUGUGAACUGGGCACUCAUCCGUGGCACGACGCCUCCUCAAAUCCCUAAGCCGUUGGAUCUCGCCUCGCUCAAUCAGACGUUGAAGUCGUCGUUGCUGUCGAGUAACAAGAGUGCUACGGAUUCAGAAAGGUCAUCUGGCCCUUACUUAGACUUUGAAUUUUUCUGAAACAUAAAGUCUCAUUGUUGUAUUAUUAUGUAUCCUUUGUGCUCAUCUCUUUCUUGAUUUCUAGUUCAGUUUUAGCAAUUCUUUCUCAUAA